UGUAGCUGACAAAAUUUUGCAAGAAUUUGUUUUCAAGUAUACACGGCGAACACUUAAUCAGUUUUAAUGUACACGCCUUAUUACAUUUAACUGACUGCGUAAGACGGUUUGGCGCGAUUGAUAAUUUCUCCGCAUAAAGUUUGAGAAUUAUAUGCAAACAUUGAAGAAAAUGAUAAAAAAGCCGGAUAAGGUAUUGCAGCAAUUAAAAAAUAGAUAUUAUUAGAGAAAGAAUAUGUAUGCAGCUUCUAGUAAAGCUUCAAAAUUUGGGGUAUUUUCGUUAGAUUUUAAAAAACAUAAGGAUAGCUUUUGUUAUUCAGAGAAAACAGGGCCAAUAAAACUCAUUGGCGAAAAAAUAGAGGGCGAUGUUUUUAUAUGCCUUCUUUUUUCUGAGACUUACGAUUAUUUUCAAGAGCUUCUGCAAAUUUAGACUUACGAUUAUUUUCAAGUUGCUUCUGCAGAUUUAGGCAUACUUGUAGGUAAAGUUUCAUAAAAUGAGGUAGUUCUAAGUAGAUUAGAUAUUAAAUAUAAGUAUUUUUCCAUACCUAUAGAUGAUAAAAUUCUUUUAGUUCCACUCAUUCAUCACCUGUUUUAUGAUUUUUCAUAUAAUGAAUUUCGAUGACCUUGUGGAAGAAAUCGAUUCCGAAGUGGAAUGCUCACAACCGUUGGGCCCCCAAAGAGGAUGUACUGAACAUAAAUAUUUUUAAUUUCUUAAUAAUAUGUUUUUACAGAUAAAGUGUUUAAAAAAAAAUGUCUUACAAUCUCGUUUGCGCUCCUCCAGCAGAACCAUCACAAAUUGUGGUACCGUCACCAUCGUCUGGCGGCCAUGCAGAUAUAAUCCAGAAGCUGGAUGCCAUUGAGACCCGUCUCUCUGCCAUUGAAAAGUGCCUAACAGGCAAAAUGCCAGAGAAGGCCGAGGUGCAGGCGCAAAGUAAAUUAUUGCACGAAUGCCGCGUCAUAGCGGCAAAGGCGCACCAUUCAAUUAGCCGCAUCACCGGUGAUUUGGAGGACGAGCAUUAUGUGGAGCUCGCUUCGAAACUGCCCAUGUCAUCGGAAGAGCACGUGCGCUUCGUGGAAGACAAACUUUCACAAAAGGAAAGCACGGAAGCUAUGAUGCGGCUAAUAUUGAAGUCAAAGGGCGCAAAAGGCAGUAUGGACGGCGUACUGCGUGGUAUGUUUUCUGAUGAUCUAAUGUACCACUACAAUUUAGAGGGGCGCAAGGAGAAGGAAUCCCUACUAAAACUAAAGUGCCUUGGGUUAGUUUUUGAUAUAUUUCCUGACGAGGAUAAAAACACUACAUAUAUGUGGAGAGCUCCGGAAAUUUGUGGCCUUAAGCCACAAUCGUUUUAAACAGAAAAAUAUAAACUAAAGGCUAAAUUAAUAUAAGUUUUCUUAUUAUUACUUAUAUAUAUUAGUUUUAAGUUGUAAAUAUUAGUUUUAAGUUGUACAUAUUAGUUUUAAGUUGUAAAUAUUAGUUUUAAGUUGUAAAUAUUAGUUCUAAGUUGUAAAUAUUAGU
Molecule: messenger RNA, 1513 nt
Organism: Bactrocera neohumeralis
Lineage: Eukaryota; Metazoa; Arthropoda; Insecta; Diptera; Tephritidae
Exons: 5
Coding region: 748-1347 (199 amino acids)
Source: RefSeq, a predicted model, not a curated record